AUGUCAGAUGCAACGAGUGUUUCCACGAAAGAUCCUAAAAUGAAAAUUGAACCACUAGAUUUUUCUAUAGAAGACGUUAAACGAGAAAAUGAUGAUGAAUUUGAUGGUAUUAAUAAACCUGAAGUCGAUAAAAAAUGUUUACAAAGAUUUAUGAAUUCUGAAGUAACGAUUGAUGAAGAAGUUAAACAGGAAUUAGAUCUUGAUAAUACCAAAGAAAAACUUUUGAAGGUGAAUGAAUCUGUUAAUGGACAUGCUCAUGCUCAUACUGGUAAGGGUUGUUACAAAUGUAGAAUAUGCGAUAAGGUAUUUGGAACAUCGAGUAAUAUGAAUAAGCAUAUGCGUAUCCAUACAGGAGAACGUCCAUACAAAUGUGAAAUAUGCAAUAAGGCAUUUACAUCAUCAGAUAACAUGAAAAAGCAUAUGCGUACUCACACAGGAGAUCGUCCAUUUAAAUGUGAAAUAUGCAAUAGGACAUUCACACAAUCAAGUAAGCUAAAAAUACACAAGUUUAUCCACUCUGAAGAGCGUCCAUAUAAAUGUGAAAUAUGUAAUAACGGAUUCAAUUCAUUAACUAGUUUAAAAUGUCACAUUCAAAGUCAUACUGGAGAAUACUCCCAUGAAUGCGAAAUAUGUAACAAAAAAUUCACACAAUUAUGUAAUCUAAAAGUGCACAUGCUUAUGCAUUCUGGAGAGCGUCCAUUUAAUUGUGAAAUAUGCAAUAACGCAUUCUAUUCAUCAAGUCGUUUAAAAGAACAUAUGCGAACACACACAGGAGAACGUCCUUAUGAAUGCCAAAUAUGCAAUAAAACAUUUGCACAAUUAAGCAGUAUCAAAAGACACAUGGUUAUCCAUUCCGGAGAGUAUUCUUAUAAAUGUACAACAUGUAAUAAACUAUUCCCAACAUCAAGUGGAUUAAAACAGCAUACGCGUACUCAUACAGGAGAACGUCCAUACGAAUGUGAAAUAUGCAAUAAAACAUUCACACAAAUAGGUAGCUUGAAAACGCACAUGAUAAGUCAUUCCGGUGAGAGUUCACAUGAAUGUAAAAUAUGUAAUAAAGCAUUUCCUUCACCGACUAGUUUUAAAACUUCAUGUGCGAACACAUACUGGCGAACGCCCUUUUGA
Molecule: messenger RNA, 1125 nt
Organism: Ctenocephalides felis (cat flea)
Lineage: Eukaryota; Metazoa; Arthropoda; Insecta; Siphonaptera; Pulicidae
Product: zinc finger protein 239-like
Exons: 1
Coding region: 1-1125 (374 amino acids)
Biological process (GO): regulation of transcription by RNA polymerase II
Molecular function (GO): DNA-binding transcription factor activity; RNA polymerase II cis-regulatory region sequence-specific DNA binding
Source: RefSeq, a predicted model, not a curated record